GUUCGUGCGGAGGCGGUGUCGGAGCGGGAGCCAUGUCCGGGCGCGGGAAGCAGGGCGGCAAGGCGCGGGCCAAGGCCAAGUCGCGCUCGUCGCGGGCCGGGCUGCAGUUCCCCGUGGGCCGCGUGCACCGGCUGCUGCGCAAGGGCAACUACGCGGAGCGCGUGGGCGCGGGCGCGCCGGUGUACCUGGCGGCCGUGCUGGAGUACCUGACGGCCGAGAUCCUGGAGCUGGCGGGCAACGCGGCCCGCGACAACAAGAAGACGCGCAUCAUCCCCCGCCACCUGCAGCUCGCCAUCCGCAACGACGAGGAGCUCAACAAGCUGCUGGGCAAGGUGACGAUCGCGCAGGGCGGCGUGCUGCCCAACAUCCAGGCCGUGCUGCUGCCCAAGAAGACCGACAGCCACAAGGCGAAAAGCAAGUGAAAAAAGCCCCAGGAGCGCUCCCAACCUCAAAAGUAACCCAAAGGCUCUUUUCAGAGCCAC
This is a messenger RNA of Zonotrichia leucophrys gambelii, 482 nucleotides long. Its product is annotated as histone H2A. Gene Ontology annotation, biological process: heterochromatin formation. The coding region runs from base 33 to 422 and encodes 129 amino acids. The record is from RefSeq and is a predicted model, not a curated record. The transcript has a single exon. Lineage: Eukaryota; Metazoa; Chordata; Aves; Passeriformes; Passerellidae. Gene Ontology annotation, cellular component: nucleosome; chromatin. Gene Ontology annotation, molecular function: DNA binding; structural constituent of chromatin; protein heterodimerization activity.